Messenger RNA from Vanrija pseudolonga, 902 nucleotides. RefSeq lists its product as uncharacterized. The record is from RefSeq and is a predicted model, not a curated record. The coding region runs from base 37 to 828 and encodes 263 amino acids. Lineage: Eukaryota; Fungi; Basidiomycota; Tremellomycetes; Trichosporonales; Trichosporonaceae. The transcript is spliced from 2 exons.
AGGCCCCACCACCCAACCCGAACUCGACACCACCCAAUGUCCCAACUCCACGACGACCCGCAAUCACUAGGCGGCAUGCUCAGCGACCCCGAGUUCGCGGCGAUGCUGCGCGAGCCAGCGGCGUACUACCCCUUGGCCGUCAUUCUCCCGCUCACCGUUGGGCUGAUGGCGCCGUUCGUCGCCGAGGCAGUGCGCGAUCGCGCAGAGUGGCGCCCGGUCGGGAGGUUCGACGAGAAGCCCGCGCCCAAGCCGAAUGUGUUUCGACGCAUCCGCGCGACGUAUGCUGCUGGGGGGCUGCGCGAAGUGUAUGCUGGCACAGCAUACUUCGCCGCAGGGGUCAUCCUCGUCCUCGCCACCAGCGCCGGCGCAUUCCUCACCCUCCCCCUCGCCUUCCUGCCGCCCAUCCUCGCGCUCGCCGGCGUCGCCGCCAUCCCGCUCAGCGUGGGCCACAUGCGAGUCAUUGUUCGCGGGCGCGAAGUCAAGUGGUGGGAGACGUACACCCUUCCCGGCGUGUUCGCCGCUACCCUCCUCACCAUGGCGUCCGUUGUCGGGCUGUACGCCGCGGAAAUCCUCCUCAUCAUCCGCGUCGACGAGGAGGCGUACCUCCCCGCUGCGGGGUACGGCGCCCUCUUAAUCCUGUCCGCCCUGCCGCUGUAUGCCCUCGGCAUGGCGUCGACCCGCCUCAGCGUCGACGCCGAGGCUACCGGCCGCCCGGCGCAGCUGCCGCCGUACAAGGGCCUUGUGGACUGCAUGCGCCGCAUCAUCGCCGAGGAGGGAGGCGCGCGGCUCGGCGUCCUUGGCAGGCUGUGGGCGUGGCUGCAGAAGUAGAUUGCAGCACUUUUCUGUAAACGUAGUUGUGUGGCUGAGCCUCGCACACACGCAUGUAUCCUUGUGACUCGGAG